This is a messenger RNA of Lipotes vexillifer (Yangtze River dolphin), 529 nucleotides long. It is a transcript of the gene KCNE5, whose product is annotated as potassium voltage-gated channel subfamily E regulatory subunit 5. The transcript has a single exon. The record is from RefSeq and is a predicted model, not a curated record. The coding region runs from base 92 to 529 and encodes 145 amino acids. Lineage: Eukaryota; Metazoa; Chordata; Mammalia; Artiodactyla; Lipotidae. Gene Ontology annotation, molecular function: transmembrane transporter binding; potassium channel regulator activity; voltage-gated potassium channel activity involved in ventricular cardiac muscle cell action potential repolarization. Gene Ontology annotation, cellular component: membrane; voltage-gated potassium channel complex. Gene Ontology annotation, biological process: negative regulation of delayed rectifier potassium channel activity; potassium ion export across plasma membrane; membrane repolarization during action potential.
GCAGCCGCCGCCGCUCGCCCGCAUCCCCUCGGCCCGGCCCGGGGGCAAGGUCAGCAGCGAUCUGGAGCCGCCGUGUCACUCCCCGACAGCUAUGAACUGCAGCGAGAGCCAGCGGCUGCGGACCCUGCUGAGCCGCCUGCUGCUCGAGCUGCACCACCGGGGCAACGCCAGCGGCCUGGGCGCCGGCCCCGGCCCGAGCAUGGGCAUGGGGGUCGUGCCCGACCCCUUCGUGAGCCGCGAGGUGACCAGCGCCAAGGGCAACGACGCCUAUCUCUACAUCCUGCUCAUCAUGGUCUUCUACGCCUGCCUGGCCGGAGGCCUCAUCCUGGCCUACACCCGCUCCCGCAAGCUCGUCGAGGCCAAGGACGAGCCGUCCCAGGCUUGCGCCCAGCACGAGUGGCUCCCGGGAGGUGCCCCGGCCGCCGCCGACGCUGAGACAGCCGCCGGAUCGCCCGCCGAGGACCGCCGCCAGCUCGGCCCCGCCGGGCUGCCCGCCCCGGCCCUCACCCGGGCCGCCGAGGGCGUCUAG